GCCCCUUCUACGGAAACCCCACCCACCGAGCGUCGGCUGCUCUGACAUAACCAAUAGUGCCUUACAUCUUGCAGGCCACGUUACUGAUAAAGAGAAGAAAAGAAAGACACAAAGACAUUUUUUUUACAUUCGCCAAAACGAAACACCUCGUGGAAAUCUGCAGUUCUGUGCCUUGCAGCCUGCACAGACCAUGAACGAAAGAAAGAAAGAAAGAAUGAAAGAAAGAAAGAAAGGUCCUUCACAUGUCCAGCAUACAAAGACCAACAACUAUUCACAGUGUAUACACAGUUCCAAUGAACACUUCAGCAGAGGAAUCUAGCAGGAUCCUCCAGGUUCCUGAUCUCCGACAAGUCAAGGUGUUAACCAAGGCUGAAUGGCUGAGGAUUCAGGAUGAAUUGAACCAGGUUAAUAAAGACAAGGAGAGUUUGAGGGAGGCAGUGAAGCAGAGAGAAGCCAUGCACAUACAAUCAAAAGAGGUGGUGAAAAAAUGGUCCAACACCAUCGCUGGUCAGAGGCAGAAGAAGCUGGAAGCAAAGAAGAUCCGUGAGCAGAUUGAGGAGGAGAAACGGAAACAGGUUGACAUCGAAGAGGCCAAAUACCUGCAGCAACAGCGCAAAGAGGCCAUUGAAAAGGCCAAGACUCAGCUGUAUUAUCAAACUGACAGAGUCAGAGGAUUACAUAGUGCACUGUUGCUGACGGAGGUGUUGAAGGAGAGAGAAGCACAGCUCGAACUGAAGAAAGCAACAAAGAGUGCUUCUAAAGAUGUCGAAAAAGAGUUCAUGCAUAUGGUUAAGACCAGAGAGGAUGAAGCUCUGAGGAAAGAGAAGGAGAAAGCCCUUGAGAAGAAACGUGAGAGAAAGGCUGUUGCAGAGGACCUGAAAAAUCAGAUCAAGGAAAAUGAGUCGGCCAGAGAGCAACAGAAGAUGGAAAGCAAGAAGGAUGGAGAGGGAAUUCAACGCCUACAAACACUCUAUCAGUGGGAGCAACAAAUGGAGGAAGAAAAACAAGCAGAGCAGAAGAGAAACCUAAUGCAUACUCACCUGGAACAUGUCACCAAUAGAAACCUCAUCAGAGCAGCGGACACACAAAAACAGGAGGCUGAAGAGGCGCAGAGGAAACUUUUCCUUACUGCUAAAGAAAAAAUGAUCAAGUUGAGGAAAGACAAAGAAACAGAGUUGUUCAGAGAGGCGCAGAAGCACAGACAGAGGAUCAUAGACAAACUAACAGACACGCAGCGAGAACAGGCUGUCAGUGAAGAGCAGAGGAUCGCUCAGGCUGUCGCUGAACAGGAGGCGAAACAGGAGCAACAGCGGAGGGAGGAGGAGAGGAAGAAGGCCCAAAUGUUGAAGUCAAUCACUGGGCACAGACAACUGAUGAAAGAGGAAAAGGAGCAGAGGGACAAGGAGGUGCAACAAAACGCCAGAGACAUGCUCCAGGCCAUAAAAGAGGCUGACACAGUAUUUUCUGAGAAACAAAAACUGAAGUCGCAGCAGAUGAGAGAAGAUCUAAGAAAACUACAAGACUUCAAUAUCACACAAAUGACUGCAAGGAUUUCCAAGCAACAUCAGCUCAUAAAGGAAGAACAUGUCUUUGAGGAGAAGAACAGAGACCUUGUGGCUGAAGAAGAGAACCAGUUUCAACAGUAUUCACGGCACAUCAUCAGCGCAGCAGCAGACGCUCAGAGGAACAUCAUUCCACUUUGCAAAGCUGCAAGGGAAGGGAUAGGAGGAGGGCCUGGUCCUGUGUUUAGUGGAUUCAGGCCCAGCUACCUUGUUCAGGACCGUAGUGGUGCUCAGAUGCCAAAAUAUGUCUCUAAUGUUACUCAGAACAUCAAAACACUCAAUGAAGUAGAAGAUAUCCAGGAUGCAAAGAAGAGACUCGGGUUUAUAUGGUGAUGGUGCCAUGCAGUGUUUCACUUCAUCUUUGAACAUGUUGCUACUUUUCCCAUAGUGUUAGGUCUGCUGAUUAAAUGGCAUACAAAGGCCCCCCAAAAUCUACUUGUACAACACUGUAAUCCUUUUAUUGUUUUCAAAGGUUUUCAUUUAUGACUGUAGAUCUCGGGCUAUUCAGAAAACAUUAGGGGCUGACAGAACUGUAAAAUACUCAUCAGUCUUUGCUUGAGUGUUUUUAAUUUAUCAUUUAACAGCUGGCGCUUCAUUUAAUAAUCUUUCCUCUUUUUGUUUUUUAAAGAUAAGUGUUCAUUCCUCCAUGGCUCUUGUUGUGAUACAGCUCUCACAUCACAUGGGCUCAUAGUCAAUGAUAUUAAGCUUUCAUUUAAAGACAGCAGAUGUUAUAAGCUAAUGUAUGUGAAAUACAGAUACUGUUGCCACUGAAUGAUGAUAUUAUAGAAUACUAGAUAAUUCAAUAGAACGUUUUGAAGGAUCCAAUCAUUUUGUAACAGACUCUCUAUUGACUAUUAUAACAUGUUUGUGAAUCUUUACAUGAAUGUUUCGUCUGAGUCUUAAGUUUCUUAGACACACACGAACCACAUAAAAGGAGUGAGUCCUUUUAAUUUAUUAAAGGGCAACAUUCUAUUUAAAUAUCCAA
Solea senegalensis (Senegalese sole) is the source of this 2547-nucleotide messenger RNA. It is a transcript of the gene cfap210, whose product is annotated as cilia and flagella associated protein 210. Bases 243 to 1895 code for a protein of 550 amino acids. Lineage: Eukaryota; Metazoa; Chordata; Actinopteri; Pleuronectiformes; Soleidae. The record is from RefSeq and is a predicted model, not a curated record. The transcript has 9 exons.